UCAUUCUGCCCUCAUUUCCUUUUCUUUCUCUUCCUUCGUUCUCUCUUUUGGAGAUCAUUCUAGCCCUAAUUUCUUUCUUUGUCUUCCAUCUCGUUCAACUCUUCAAUUUCGUGCCCUCCCCUUCCCUCCCCGCGACUACACCGGAACGGCCACUGCACGCGGCGGCGAUCGAUUUUGCCCUCCCUAUAUCUCUGCCUCUUCAGUUUCGUGCCCCCCAUCCCUCCUCGCGACUGUACCAGAGCCACCACCUCACACGGCGGAGAUCGAUUUGGCUCUCCCUGCAUUUGCCCCUGAAAUUUCAUCGAUUUUACAUAAAUGGAAUCCUCCAAAUGCACGUACAUGGCAAAGUGGACUGAGCCGUUGACCGAAUUGUUUGUAAGUCUGAUGGUAGAUGAAGUAAAAAAGGGAAAUCGCACGUCAUGUACCUACAACAGAGUUGGGUGGAUUAACAUUGAAAAAGAAUUCAAUGAACAAACAGGACUUCACUUUAGUCUAACACAGUUCAAGAACAAGGCACAUAAACUGAAGAGACAAUAUGGUAGUUUUAAGAAACUGCUUUCAACAACGGGAUUUGGAUGGGACGAUGACAGCAAGAGGGUUGUUGUGGACGAUGAAACUAUUUGGGCAAAUCACAUUAAGGAUAAUACUGAAUGGGCCAAGUUCAGGAAGGACGGAUUUCCUUUGUAUUCACAGCUUUGUGUUGUGUUUGGGGAUACAUACGCCACUGGGGAGUUUGCAAUAGGAAAUGCGCAAAGCGUGGCACCGUCGGAGGGUACAGGUGACAGCGGUGGUGGUGGUGACAAUGAUGUUCAUGUCAACCUAAGCGAACCUGAACUGUUUUUCGAAACUCAAGUUGAUGCGGAACAAUUUAACGUGCCGACGAGCCCACCUCCAAAAAGUCACAUGUUGGAUAGGACUCCAAAUGCCAAGAGGAGGAGAAAGAGCAGUUCGCAUUCAUUUGACGCGACUUGCAAAGCCAUUCAAGAGAUGAUCAAAGCUAAGACGGUUCAAACAUCAAGUGCCUCCGUCACCUCACAGUCCUCAACACCUAUGGACCCUUACUCUAUAGCAACCGUGGGUGCUGUCCUAAAUGCCAUGCAUGACUUGGACAAGGCUCUUUACAUCAAAGCUAUGAAACAUGCUGUCAUUAAUGCCUCUUGGAGAGAGGGCUUCCUAACAUGUCUUCCCGAAAUGAGAGUUGCCUUUAUUGAGGCUAUGGAUGAGUAGUUAGGGGCUGUUGAGUAGUUGUUGGGCUAUAGUAUGCCGUUUUAUGUUUGAGUUCAUUUCGGCUUUUCACUUAUGUAUUUCAGACAUUGACUUGUCUUUAUGACUAUGCGUUUGUGAUGAUGUUGAAACUUUGCUUUAAUGUGAUUGAAUUCCAUAAUUAUCUAUUGAGUGAUAUUAAA
Messenger RNA from Syzygium oleosum, 1406 nucleotides. Its product is annotated as L10-interacting MYB domain-containing protein-like. The transcript is spliced from 3 exons. The record is from RefSeq and is a predicted model, not a curated record. The coding region runs from base 316 to 1227 and encodes 303 amino acids. NCBI's taxonomy places the organism in Eukaryota, Viridiplantae, Streptophyta, Magnoliopsida, Myrtales, Myrtaceae.